AUGAGUCGUACAGCUAGUGCUGGUUUCGAUCGUGAUAUAACUAUAUUUUCACCAGAAGGUCGACUUUAUCAAGUUGAAUAUGCAUUUAAAGCUAUUAAUCAAGGUGGUUUAACAACAGUAGCUGUACGUGGUAUUGAUUGUGUUGUUGCAAUUGCUCAAAAAAAGAUUCCAGAUAAAUUACUCGAUCCAUCAUCAGUUAGUCAUUUACAUGCAAUAACACCAACAGUUGGAUGCCUAAUGACAGGCAUGGUUGCCGAUUCUCGAUGGCAAGUUCAACGAGCUCGAUAUGAAGCAGCAUCAUGGAAAUAUAAAUAUGGUUAUAAUAUUCCAGUUGAUGCUAUAUGUCGUCGUAUUGCUGAUAUUUCACAAGUUUAUACACAAGAAGCUGAAAUGAGACCACUUGGUUGUUGUAUGAUUUUAUUUGGUAUGGAUGAAGAAAAAGGUCCAAUGUUAUAUAAAACUGAUCCAGCUGGAUAUUUUUGUGGAUUUCGUGCAACAAGUGCUGGUGUAAAACAAACUGAAGCAAAUAAUUUCUUAGAAAAACGUAUGAAGAAAAAAUCUGAUUUAACCUAUGAUGAAUCUAUUGAAUUAGCUAUUUCAACAUUAGCUAAUGUUCUUUCAACUGAUUUAAAACCAAAUGAAAUCGAAAUCAGUGUUGUUACUAAAGAUAAUGAUAAAGUUCGAAUAUUACCUGAGAGUGAAAUUGAACAACAUUUAACACGAAUUGCUGAAAAAGAAUAG
Molecule: messenger RNA, 741 nt
Organism: Rotaria sp. Silwood1
Lineage: Eukaryota; Metazoa; Rotifera; Eurotatoria; Philodinida; Philodinidae
Source: the annotation of a GenBank genome assembly